AUGGAGAAGGAGUUGAUCUGCAGAGACUGUAACAUGCUGUUUCGCUCCGCCAGGCUACUCGAGAAACACAAAGCGCUGUUCUGCAUUGGGAGUGAGGCAGGGCACCUUUGGGUACAAACACACAGCUCUGAACCUCUGAGGAGGAACAAAGCUGGAGGCGUGGACCCGAAACAGACAAGAACCGCCGAUCUGGUGCAGUUUCACAAGCUGAGGAGGUCAAUUGAAGAAAACCUGCCAAAGUGGUCAAAAACGACCAAUGAUUCUAAAGUUGGCUCCACAGUGAGUGGGAGUCAGCUGGGACACAGUGAGCGACUGAAGGAGAUGAGAGAAAUGGCAUCGGUCCAUGAGCGCCAACUGGCCCUGAUACAUGCUCAUAACCAGCAGCUGGAGCAGCAGAGAGAUGAGUUGGCCCAUCAGGUGAGCACCCUGGCUGAGCAAAGCAACACGGCUCACCUGGAGAGUCUGCUGAUGGAGCUCAGAGAGCAGGAGGACAGGAAUGAGGAGACGCUGCAACAACUUACCGAACAUCUUUGUGCUUUACAAGCACUGCGACAGGCAUACAUGCAGUCAGGUGGGUCAGAUCCGGCCACUGUGGCACAGCUGAUUGACCUGCAGGCAGAAGCCCAAAGCUUAGAGAAAAACCAACCAGCAGCACCCUCCAAGGCCAGAAAAAAGAUAGCAGUGAAGACGGAGCUCGGGCUGAUUCAGAGGGAGAACCUCCACCGGAUUUCUAGCAUACAGGCAGAGAUGGAGAGAAGGAAAGAAGCUUACAGACCCAGGAGACAGCCUCCUCCAACUCCACUCCCACUCCGACCUAAGAACCACAUUCAUGCUCCUCUUUCACUGUUUCAGACUAGAUCCUUCUCAUCUCCACUUGAAGGAUAUGUUUUGGACUCCCUGGACUCGCUUGGUCCAGCCCCCUACGAUCCUGCGGCUGGCUUUGUGGUCUUCUAUGACGUGCUGUUGGGAGCUGAUGCCUCUCAGAAGGCACUGCGCCUGGUCUCUGCUCUUUACUCGAAAGGUCAGGAAGUGGGACCGCCAACUCCGCUUCCUCCUGUCCAGUGCCUUCCAGGCGUGCCCCGUCCUUACCCGCACAGCCUCACCCCUGGAAACAAUGUCCUCCUGAUGCAGCCAUCGCCCUGCCUCGCUCUGGUGGUGGAGCUGCAGGCAGCAACAGAUCUGGAUGUUUAUAACCAUGAAGUCUUCAAACUGGCAUCCUGCGGCUGGACGCGACUGGAGCUCUUUGAUCAAUACAACCAGGUCUAG
Messenger RNA from Stegastes partitus (bicolor damselfish), 1266 nucleotides. It is a transcript of the gene ccdc17, whose product is annotated as coiled-coil domain containing 17. NCBI's taxonomy places the organism in Eukaryota, Metazoa, Chordata, Actinopteri, Pomacentridae. The coding region runs from base 1 to 1266 and encodes 421 amino acids. The record is from RefSeq and is a predicted model, not a curated record. The transcript is spliced from 9 exons.